Messenger RNA from Lentinula edodes (shiitake mushroom), 702 nucleotides. RefSeq lists its product as uncharacterized. The transcript is spliced from 3 exons. NCBI's taxonomy places the organism in Eukaryota, Fungi, Basidiomycota, Agaricomycetes, Agaricales, Omphalotaceae. Bases 1 to 702 code for a protein of 233 amino acids. The record is from RefSeq and is a predicted model, not a curated record.
AUGCCAGCUCAUCACCAUUUUAACCUCCGUGUGAUACUCCUCUGUGCCAACGAGCGAUAUCGUGUUAUUGCAGAGUCUUUCCGCGAGAACCUCCGCUUAUCGCAUCACGCACGGAAACGGGCUCAAGCCAAGGGUCUCAAAAUCGAUACUGCUAAAGCUACUCGAUGCCCUCAGAAACUUGUUUCCGUGCUUCCGUUGCAUGAGAUUGACACUUCAGUAAGCCCGACUAUCAACAGGGCUGCCUCGGAAGACUUGCUCCCAGUGAUUCCUGCUGCACAACGCCGCCCUGUUAUCCCUCGUAUCACCAUCCCCGCACCGUCAGCUCCCAGGCCUGUUAUGGGAUCUGAUGUAUCAGUGUCGAGGAUGGCAGUUGGCCCUAGCAAGAUUUUUGCUCCUGUCGCCUUACGUGGUCAGGGUAAUCCUUGGCGUGGCCCUACUUCCAGGUUUUCCAUCACUCCGAACAACGAGCUAUUCCAGGUCAAUCAGCCUGUCAUUCCGGAUGUCCCUCAAGAUAUGACGGAGGCUGAAGACGAUGCCUCUUCCGGUUCUUCUGAUGCAUCCUCCUCUGGUCCUUCUACCCCUGAUGAUUUCUCGUCGCUGAUGAUACGAUUCAAGCGCAAGUCGCUUGAAGUCGAAGAUGAGUCCGCUGCUUUUGAAAAGCGACCUAAGGCACUAUGUACGCAAGGAAUGGUCUCAACCUGA